CCACAAUCCGCACAAGAGACAGCUCGACUACCCUUUUACACGCACCAUCGACACCGACCCUUAUUCCACCAUGUCCAGUCAACCUAUCCCAAUUAUUAUCACCGGCAAGCCCCUCCCAGGUUACCCCGAACGUCCGGCGGAGCUCGCGGCGAACCUGAAGCCGCGGUACGAGGUCGUGCGCUUCUGUCUCGGCGCCGACGCGUUCAUAGCGGAGUUUCCGGGAAUCGUGAGCGGCGAGGCGGGCCCGCCGUCCAGUGGUGUCGGGUCAGAGAACCCGAGGAAACCAGUUGCAGCCGUCGUCGGAGGGGGGAUAUCAGACGAAGACGUGCAGAGGAUGAAAGCGGUGAAAGGCACAGACACGAUGAAGUGGGUUCGUCUCCCGAUGGAUACCAUGGCGAGGUUGGGUCCGCGGCUCGAUGGCCUUGAGAGAGAGCUUCUGGCGCGACUGGACGAGCUUAACCUAGUCUAGGGUGUCGAUGAAGUGCAGCAGGCGUGAUCUGUCUUUGUUGGUGCAUCGUGGAUAUAUCGGUGUAAUACUAUCAUGAAGCCUCGGUACUGCAGGCCAUAGGAAGGGAAGUUGGCGAGACACUACCUGGAGCUUA
Molecule: messenger RNA, 602 nt
Organism: Gloeophyllum trabeum ATCC 11539
Lineage: Eukaryota; Fungi; Basidiomycota; Agaricomycetes; Gloeophyllales; Gloeophyllaceae
Exons: 2
Source: RefSeq, a predicted model, not a curated record